CCCAAUCAAGCUGUCCGCGUACAGGGCAGCAUGCGCUCUCGCUGUAGGUCACGUGACACGGACGAAAUGGAACGGGGAAAGAAAGAAGGAAGAGAUAAAGGAGAAAAAUAAACAACGGAGGGAUUAUAUGGACAGAAGGUGGCGUCUUUAUCUGCAGCAUUCCUUAGGAGAGACAGAAAAAGACAAAAGAAGAUGGGCGACAUUUUAAUUUAUUAGGUCCAGAUGCGAUGGGUGGACAGUGGUGGAUGCCAGUUCGAUAUGAGAUAAACACGUAAAUAAAGAAUCUCCUGAGGAAAAGGAGGAAGGGAGAAGAUGAAGCUGAACGAACGCAGUGUGGCGCACUACGCCACCUGUGACUCACCACCAGACAAGACGGGCUUCCUGUUCAAAAAGGGUGAGCGCAACACAGCUUAUCACCGGCGCUGGUUUGUCCUGAAGGGUAACAUGCUCUUCUACUUUGAGGAGCGUGACAGCCGAGAGCCCAUCGGUGUCAUUGUCCUUGAAGGAUGCACCGUGGAGCUGUGCGAGUCAGCCGAGGAGUUCGCCUUUGCCAUCAAGUUUGACUGUGCCAAAGCGCGCGUGUACAAGAUGGCUGCCGAGAACCAAGCAGCCAUGGAGUCGUGGGUGAAAGCGUUGUCAAGGGCCAGCUUUGACUACAUGAGGCUGGUGGUGAAGGAGCUGGAGAGGCAGCUCGAGGAAAUCCAGGAGGCUGCAGGAGGCAACUGUGUCGGAGCUGGAGUCGGUGUCCUGCAGGGCAGGCCCAAGUCAUCCAGGCGACACCAGGUGUCACGGAGCAGGUCUGGAGCAUCCUCAUCUUCGUCAUCUUUAUCUUCCUCAUCAUCAUCAUCAAGUGCACCUGCCACAUCAGCCCUCUCCUCUGCACAAAAGGGCCUCCAGGAUGAGAUGCAGCCCAUUUCUGAGUGUUCCAAGGAGAAUAAAGUUGCCUGGAGUAAACCACCAGUUCACUUGGCAAAUGGUUUUGUUGACGCAGCGUCUUCCUGUGUGGCCUGGGAGGGCAGCGCAGACUCCGGGAACAGCGCACUGAUUGGUAAUGGGCCCGAUGGGGUGAGGGCUCCGCCAGUGCCACCCAGGAGAAGAGGAGCGUCUCUGGAAAGCCCUGUCUCUCCUGGCACUGGCUGCUUCUCCAAACUCCAUGACUGGUAUGGCAAAGAAGUGGAGGAACUGAGAGUGCAGUGGCUGCAGAGCCAGUAAACUGAUGGAGAUGGAUCAUCUGGAAUGAUAAAACUGUGAAAAAAGUUCCACAGUUUUAUCAUUCCUUCCUCAACAUUCUGCAAUAUUACACCCUUCUGAACCGAACAGAGGGGCGAGAAAACUGUGACUUGUUUGAAACUCUGUCUUAAUAUCAACAGUUAAAACAGAUCUAAAAAAUUUAGGUUGAUUCCAGAUCUUGUCUGGCACAGGGGAACCAGUGUGACUUAAACAUUAACACUAUCCACAGUACAAUCCAAAUAAUUUUCAAACCCAAAAUAUGCUCCCUCCACAGUUUACUAUCAUUUGCCAAGGACAAUUAAAAAUGUUAAAAUUACAGUAUUUAAAGUCAACAUUGAUUAAAGGUUGGCUUUGUUUGGCUUUGUUUUAUGUAAAAUCCAGAAAGAAAUAUGCUGUUCUAUUAUUAUUGUUAUUACCAAUGUUGGCUUCAGAAAUGCUGGUGCAGUUGUUUUGGAGUCAGUUUUCUUAAAAGCUGUAUGAACCUUGACCUAUCGUUGUGUUCUAGUAAAUGUAUGCAUGAAAACUAGCACAAGCUAAGCAUGCAGAAUACCAAAAAACAAACACUGCUAAAAUGACCACAGUUAAGUGUUUUCCUUUUGGAAGGUAAAAGUACGGGACGUUUCUGUUAUAUUAUGCAAAUGAAAUAAAGAAGGUCACAUCAACAACACUUUGAAAACAUUCCACAAACAAAAUAUAACAUUGAAGAUUAAACAAAGACGGAUUCUAUUGGUGCAGCAUCUUCACAAUCUAACAACAUGGGCAAGAGGACAGUUAACAGCUCUUGUGUCUCAUAACGUCAAGCCACUUUAAGCUGGCUGAGAAACUUGUCCAGAUUGUCUGCCAUAUUCCCACUGGGGCACAUCUUACCCCAGAGGCCUUAUGGUUGCUAAGGUCAGAGCAUCCUCUCGACAGUCACUGGGGACCGUUAGUGGUAGCGGGAUGUCUUGCUCAGAGCAACUCAUUGGUAUUUUUAGCCCUUGUUUGCCAUGAGCCAGAUGAUGCUGUGUCAUGAGAAGGCUUGUCACUUAGUUCUCUCUUGACUCUUGUGUUUCACAAAAGUUAGUUUCUUUAACUGACAGCACCUGACACUUGUUGUUGUAAUUAUCUGAUAAUUUCAUAUUCUUCUGCAUUGAAUCAUCUUAAUUUGAUCACACUGUUGGUUACUUUGUUACAGCUGAUUAACCUUAGUGUUACUGUUAAAGGCCUAUAACCUCUUGGUUUGUAUAGAAAUAUUCCAUGUUGGAAAUUUAACACCAGCAAUAUGCAAAAUGGGCCUUUUAAAACAAUUCACUUACAUAACCGUUUACAUUUUUGUUUUAUGUGUGCCUUAUGUCAUCAUUAUACUCUAUUAUUGCACUUGCAACCAUUACCAUAGUGCUACAGCAGUGGGAGGGUUUGACUUCUUUUUUAAACGUAUGACUGUAUUCUUUCUUUCUGGGAAAUGCUCAUCUGGGUGCAAUCAUUUUUUGACAAUGGCUCGGUUCCUUCGGUCAAUAUCAAUGCACAGCACUAUCAUUACUGUUAUACACUUAGUUUGUACAGAAACGACAAUGUGGAAAGGAGUGAUACAGUGUGGGUUGGGUUUUUUCAAAACAAUGGUAUCAAGGCAGUAUGGUUUUGUCACCCAUUAUCUAAAAGUAAUGUUGUAGUAGCAGUUUCAUUAAGAGCGUUGAAGAAAUUACAGAUGAUUAUAGUCUGGUUUUUUUUCAAUAAUAUUUAAAGGAUUUUGUGAAUGUGUCAAAUCAACCAUAUAAAUGAUCAUGGAAUCAGGAGUGCCAAAUGAGGAAUGCAAUCUAAAAUGCACAAUAACAUUUUUUUCCUUUGAUUUCCAUGGUUGUGCUACAGUUUUUCAUUGUCUUAGUACACGUUGAGUGUCAUUUUUAAAUAACUAAUAAUAUUUAGUACAUUGUCCUGAUAUGGUACUCUGAAAAGAACUAAGCAUUUGCUGUAAUACUCUCAAUAAACAGCGUUAAUAUGU
Molecule: messenger RNA, 3208 nt
Organism: Scatophagus argus
Lineage: Eukaryota; Metazoa; Chordata; Actinopteri; Scatophagidae
Gene: pheta1
Product: PH domain containing endocytic trafficking adaptor 1
Exons: 3
Coding region: 313-1212 (299 amino acids)
Biological process (GO): receptor recycling; retrograde transport, endosome to Golgi; endosome organization
Cellular component (GO): recycling endosome; trans-Golgi network; early endosome
Source: RefSeq, a predicted model, not a curated record